Sander lucioperca (pikeperch) is the source of this 853-nucleotide messenger RNA. RefSeq lists its product as uncharacterized. The record is from RefSeq and is a predicted model, not a curated record. The transcript is spliced from 2 exons. Bases 109 to 681 code for a protein of 190 amino acids. NCBI's taxonomy places the organism in Eukaryota, Metazoa, Chordata, Actinopteri, Perciformes, Percidae.
UGCGACUGAACACAUCCUCCAUUCUUGCACAACAUCGUGAGUAAAAACGCAGCUAGUUUAACCCCAAAGCGCCUCGUGUCCCCGGGUUAUACUCGCGAGCUUCCACACAUGGCGAAGAGACGAGCCGCUGAGGACUCUCUGCUGCUGCACGAGCCGCCCUCCAAAAGCUGCUUCCGGCCCCUCAGCAGUGUGGAGCGACUGCUGGACAGCAUGGCUCCGUCGGCCGGGGGUUUGAACCCGCCGUCCCUGCAGGCUCUGGUGGGCAGCCGCUGCAGGAAGAGACCGCACGGGCACUACUUGGAAGACCCCCAGAAACCAGAAGAAACGGACAAACCGGCUCACUGCCACGCCGGGAAACCUGCAGCAGCGGCGGCUUUGACUUGUUCUGGAAGGAUCCAGCACUGUCGCAGCUCCAGCGCGCUCACGAGCUCCAAGAAGCGUCCGCGAGACGACAGCGCGGGUCCAGAGACGGUUGAUCCGGUUCUUCCUAAACCUGCUGGGGAUAAAGCGGAUGAAGCCACCGACGCCGAAGACUGCUCUUUCAACUCGUUCCAGUACUGGAGGGUCCCCCUGCCCGCCCUGGACCUCUCCCUGCUGGACGAAGACGCCGCCGAGCGUCCCCGAAGCAAAGACCAGUCAAAGGCCGAAGACGCUGGCUGCUCUGACGCCAUGGAAACCUGAAGCUGACUGGUGAAGCCAGCGUGCUCUCCUCUGUCCGUACAUCAGCAGUCAGACGUGAUUAUGAUGAUGGUGAUGAUGAUGAGAUAUGUGAUGCGUCUCAGCAGAUAGAAGCGACACGUUAGGGUUGUUAGAAAAGCGUCCAGCGAGAUGCAACAGCCGCACGUCGCAGACU